ACAGUGCAAUAUGGCUACUAUGCUGUUCCGAAAUACGAUGCUAUAGCAGUGCUGGCAGUAAUGCAGUAAUAUUGGAACAGUUGUGACAGUGUACUGUCAUGACGUCACAUUUACUGCACUGCCAGUAAAAACGGAACACAGCCUCUGCAGGGGUGCGUUCCGUAUGUCGGGAUGUUCGUUCGGACGAGGUGUGAUGUCACACACUGAGGUUGUCCAAGGUUGUCCCGUGAAACAGAACGAUUUUUGGACGCACUUGGACGUUUUAUAUAAUACAAAAAACAUGGAAUACACACUAAUAACUGAGCCUAACGGAAAUAUUAUAACAGAUUCAUCAGGAAAUAUCUUAAUUAAUCAAAAACCUGAGAAUAUAUUAAUGUAUAUUAAUUCUUCCCAAGCUGCUUCAUUAUUUCCAAAUAAAGGAAUUCAAACUCAAGGUGCUCAAACCGAGGUCUUGCAAUCUGACUUUACAGAUAGUGAACAAGAAAAUUUGAUUCCAAGCAGAACUUCUUGGAAUCGAAAUGAAAUUAUUGAGCUAAUAGACUUAUAUAAGUCUCAUGAGCGCUUAUUUAAAAGCACGACAAUAAAAAAGGAUAAAGUGUGGGAUAUGAUAGCUAAAAAGUUACCUACGCAUACAACUGAAUAAAUAAAUAAAAAACAAAUUUAAAUAUCUGAAGCAAAAGUAUCUGGAAAAGAAAGACAAUAUGGGUCAAAAGAGCAGUGGAGCAGGUGCAAUUAAAUUUGAAUACUUCUUCGAAAUGGAUGAAAUAUUUGGACAGGAUCCUGACGUGCAGCCAGUAUCAGUUGCAUCUUCUUCACGAGGAAUUCAAUAUGCUUCCACGUCAUCGGUUGAAACUAAAGAAAAUUCAUCCAGCAACGAUGAAGAAAUUACGAAGAAAAAUGACAAGUUAAAAAUAAGAAAAAAAAGUAAAUUAGAAAAGCAACUAAGUACAUACGAACAAAAUUUUAAAGAACGAGAAGCUCAGAAAGAAAAACGUCAUAGUGAGUUAAUGACUCGACAAGAUGCAGCUCUAAAAAUUUUAGAAAAUAUUGCAAAUUCAUUAAUAAAUAUUAAAAAGUAAUUAUUUUGAUAAGG
Messenger RNA from Solenopsis invicta (red fire ant), 1093 nucleotides. RefSeq lists its product as uncharacterized. NCBI's taxonomy places the organism in Eukaryota, Metazoa, Arthropoda, Insecta, Hymenoptera, Formicidae. The record is from RefSeq and is a predicted model, not a curated record. The transcript is spliced from 2 exons. The coding region runs from base 164 to 643 and encodes 159 amino acids.